AGAGAAGCAUAAAUAAUAAGUGAAAGUGGCAACGUACCUUUCUCUUUCUGACUAACUAAAAACGAGAAACGGGUGAAGAGAGAGAAUUCUUUUUUCCUUUUAUAUAUUUUAUCCAUUUUUGUUCUCUUUUCCUUUUAACUUCCCUCCUAAUCCUAACCUCUCUCUCUUCGACCACGCCGGAGAAAUGGUUUCGGAAUCGGAGCUCAUCGACCGGCUCCAAGACUUUCUCCGAAAUUCCGACCUCAACACGACGACCACGGCUAUCGUUCGCCGGAAGCUACAGGAGGAUUUCGGAGUUGACUUAUCUGAUAAGAAGGCUUUCAUUAGAGAGCAGGUCGACUUGUUCCUUCAAAGCGAGCUCGCGAAACCGCAACAAGGAGAGGAAAUUGAAGUCGGACACCUGGACGAUGAUCAUUCGGCAGAGAUCAAGUCGGAAGAAGGCGACGGAUUUGAAUCGACGACGGAGGAGCCGGAAGACGAUGAGGAUGAACCAGUUGAAGAAUCCAAACACAGAAAGGUUAAAAGACGGUCAAAGAAGCUUCCCGAUGAUAAAAAGAAAAGAGGGGGUGGUGGUUUUAGCAAAAUAUGUGCCCUCUCUCCACAACUUCAGAAAUUUAUGGGCGUCUCUGAAAUGGCCAGGACUGAGGUUGUGAAGCAAAUGUGGACAUAUAUUAGAGAGAGAAAUUUGCAAGACCCAAAUGAUAGGAGAAAUAUAAUUUGUGAUGAACCCCUGACUGAUCUUUUCGGAGUUAAUUCCAUCAAUAUGUUCCAAAUGAAUAAAGCAUUGUCAAAGCAUAUAUGGUCUUUGGAUUCAGACAAUGUGAAUCCAAACCAAUCAGGAGAGUCGGAAAAGAAGCGAAAGCAAGAGAAAGAAGAGUCGGAUGAAACAAAACCUAAGGAAAAAAGACAGAAGGGUGGAACCUCAGGUUUUAAUGCUCCACUUCAACUUUCAGAUGCUCUGGUAAAUUUUCUUGGUACAGGAGAAAGUGUUUUAUCACGUGCUGAAGUAAUAAAGAGAAUGUGGGGUUACAUUAAACAAAACAAUCUUCAGGAUCCAUCUGACAAGAGGAGAAUUAUAAGUGAUCAAAAGCUGAAAGAACUCUUUGAUGUUGACUCUUUUGUCGGCUUUACCGUUGCAAAACUACUAGCUGCUCAUUUAACGAAAACUGACUAACGAAUCACUCCCUCCCCACCUUGUUCAAAUCCAAGAGAAGAGGAGGUAGUUUUGGUUUCGGUUUCGAGUUUAAUUUAAUUUUGUCUCAAUUGUUUAUAAAUUUUCUACACUGUCCAUAAACAUUGGCUUAUAGGAACUCUGUAAAACGAUAGAAUUUAACUUAAUUCAAGUGUCUUUCAUUACA
Molecule: messenger RNA, 1358 nt
Organism: Cannabis sativa
Lineage: Eukaryota; Viridiplantae; Streptophyta; Magnoliopsida; Rosales; Cannabaceae
Product: upstream activation factor subunit spp27
Exons: 6
Coding region: 185-1174 (329 amino acids)
Cellular component (GO): nucleus
Source: RefSeq, a predicted model, not a curated record